AUGUGGUUCACAUCUCGACCGGUUCAUCGAGUCCUUCUGCUAGACAUUCUUUUGAUUUACAGUACCGUUUACGCGGAGACAUGGGCCCCACUGGCCAGCCCGUAUAAUCGUUUCACGGCUAAUACUGUACGAAAACGAUUUGGUCAAAGCGUUGUCGAGGAAGGAUUGCCAUUUUGGCUGGAACGGCGAGCAGUUUUUGCGGAACCGGACACUGAAUGGGGUUCGGAAUCGAUCGUGCCGUAUCUGAGUCAGGCUGGUACGCCGGAAGAACUCGCUCCUCCGCGAGGCUUGGAAAAGAAAAGUCAACAAGAGAUCGAUAACCUGAUACACCUGCUAAGGGAGGAAAAAUCACGACAAUAUGGCUAUAAAGCUGAUAUUGCGGGUUUCAGUUCAGAAGACCCUAUCCGAGUGGUACGUCGAGAGGACAAAUCCAUCCCCGGUGGAGUUGGUCAACUGAGUGGAUAUCGUUCCCAUAUGAGCUGGCAACCGAUUGAUUCUCGUUAUUUGAUUACAGCAAUCGGAGUCGUUUGUUCCGUUUUCGGGAUUAUGGUGAUCACUGGAGCUGUGGUUUACUAUCAAAAAGUUCAGUUGCCCAAGAAACGGAAUCAAGAAAACGACUUUGGAGGUCUACUACCUGCAAAGCCCAGUCCGACCGGAAGUUUAUUGGGCGAUGCAACCAAUGUCAGUUUGGACGGGGAUCGUAAACUGGCCCACUCGGCACAAAUGUACCACUACCAGCAUCAGAAACAGCAGAUGUUAGCCGUUGAAAGAGCCAGUGAUGCUGCUCAAGGAAGUGAAGAGGGUAGUGAAUCGGAUGUUGAAGAAGGUGAUUUUACGGUUUACGAAUGUCCAGGAUUGGCCACGACCGGGCAAUUAGAGGUUGAGAAUCCUCUGUAUGAGGGAGACGCUGCUACUAACGGGCCGAGCACAAACGGGAGUUACGGUGAAAUUAUUGGUGCUAGUGAUCUGGAAGAAAACUCGGAUAGCACACCGACUACUAAGGCGGAAGAACAUUGA
Messenger RNA from Echinostoma caproni, 1017 nucleotides. The record is from the annotation of a GenBank genome assembly. NCBI's taxonomy places the organism in Eukaryota, Metazoa, Platyhelminthes, Trematoda, Plagiorchiida, Echinostomatidae.